Molecule: messenger RNA, 969 nt
Organism: Ectocarpus siliculosus
Lineage: Eukaryota; Phaeophyceae; Ectocarpales; Ectocarpaceae
Source: the annotation of a GenBank genome assembly
GUUGGUUGUACAAGUGACAUCGGCAGCAGUAGCACGCCAACGUCUGGCGACGAAACGUGUGGUGUUGGGGCGCCUGUUGUCCACAAAAAGAGAGAGAAGGGGAGGCAAAGUAGAUAUGUCGGCAGGACGUGCACAUGGCGAGCCGUCGGCCUCUACGAAGGCCGCGGCGGAUGUUCUUGUCAAGGGGCUGGGAGACAUGCUGCGGGCUCAGCUGACAGUCGCAAACGGGGACGUUACAAAGGCUGCCGCCGUAACCGACGCCGUGGCGGGAGAGCUAGACUGCAUGCGGAAGGACGUCGGGUCCAUCAACCUCUACUGCAGCGAUUGCGAGAAAAAGAUUGCUGGAACCGGCGGAGACCCAUCGCUUUCAACAGCGCUCGCCGCGAUAGAUAGCUGUCAUCAGGAAACCGCUCUUCUCGAGGAGGUCCUCGGACAACUGGAGGGCCAAAUGGCGCAACUAGAGGAGAGAUGGGGGCGCCUGAAGCGAUGAAGGACCCACAAGUGUUAAUAGUUGUGCAUUCAAUGGUUUGGAGAAAAGUUGUUUCCAGCAUGGCACAGGAGCGCUAGGGAGUUGUCGAUGGUGAGCCGAAGCGUCCGCGGGCUCCUUGCGCUGGCGGUGAUGCCAUGUCGGCACCCUGGUAUUGGUCGUCCCUGUCUUGCAGAGUGGGAUAGUACUUCGAAAGGGCACGAGGAGCAAAUAUCGUAGCCUGCUUUGUACGUGUUUAACGUUGGUGGGGUGGGAUGAGGUCAUACCGCUGUAUGUGGUAGGCGUUGUAUGUGUUGCCACCCGUGAUACGCAGGGUCGUAUUGUGUGGGUACAAGCAUUUAUGUUGAAACAUACUUGACGGCUCGGCGCGGAAGUCACAAGACGACUCUUCCCUUCCCAAACGGAGCGCCGCCUGAAUGCGAGUCGGGCUUUGCUAACUAGUGUCGAGGGGCGCGCGGUGGAGGGACCGGUUGUAGCUUUCG